Molecule: messenger RNA, 3775 nt
Organism: Diachasma alloeum
Lineage: Eukaryota; Metazoa; Arthropoda; Insecta; Hymenoptera; Braconidae
Product: ornithine decarboxylase
Exons: 6
Coding region: 686-2101 (471 amino acids)
Cellular component (GO): cytoplasm
Molecular function (GO): ornithine decarboxylase activity
Source: RefSeq, a predicted model, not a curated record
GAAUACACAACUCACCUCUGUUCUCCGAGCCCCUCUGGCCAUGUUGCCUCGUCGGUCGUUCGAAGUUCCAUCGAAUUAAUUGGAUAAAAUCACCCCCAACAAUCGAAAUUUAACGAAAAAAUAGCCCCAACCGAAACCACAUCAAAACUAAAACAAAGUGAGCUAUAAAAAUCGAUAAAACAACAAUACAAUAAUUACAAAUACAAGAGGAUUAAUGUCCUGUUCAGUUUCAACUGUUAAAUCACAAGACCAUAAAUCUAACAAGCAGUGGCUGCCGCCUGGAAUUAUUAUUCCGUGCGGAAAAACAAUUUGACUGAUUUUUGGGAUCCAGUCAACGAAAACUUCCACCAUUCCGCCAAUAACCGAGUGCCGACCCGCAGGGUGGCGUACAUUUGAUAAGGGUUGUAUCUGCGAUAGACUGGUUGGCCAGUCUGUUGUUGUGUCUCUGAGCAACAGCGUCAACUGGAAGUUGGCCCUGAACGCAGAGCCCCCGUGGCUUUGCUAGCACCCCCAACUCUGAGAUCGCAUUAACUCGCCUCCCCACGACACUCAAAAUCCGCACUGACAGCUGCCUCAUUGCUACCUAGCGUCCGCAGAGUAGCAUAAAUCAUCCCCCACGAAAGCAACAAACAAUCAUUCAACUGAUUCCCUCAACUUCGAACGACAAAUUACUCAAAAAAUCAACAUGAAGGUGACCAAUUUGGACGAGCGCAUCCACGUGCUGGACAGUGCAUCCAGCGUGAUGAGUGUGAUCACGGAGAUUGCUGAGAGCGGCCUGCAGGAGGAGGCCUUCUACGUCCUGGACAUCGGGGACAUUGUCAAGAAGCACCAGAUCUGGAAGGAGAAGAUGCCGAGGGUCGAACCCUACUACGCUGUUAAAUGCAACGACUCUCUGAUUGUCCUCGAGGUCCUGGCAUCCUUGGGCAUUGGUUUCGACUGUGCAUCAAAGGUCGAGAUCAACAAAGUCCUGGAGGUGGGCGUCGACGCUUCCAAAAUAAUCUUCGCUAAUCCAGCUAAACCCGCUUCCCACAUUCGUCAUGCUGCUGCUGUUGGGGUCGACACCAUGACCGUCGAUAACGAGAGCGAACUCCACAAGAUCAAGAAACUCCAUCCAGCCGCCAAGAUCGUCAUUCGCAUCCGCUGCGAUGCUGAAGUCGCUCAGUGCCAGCUUGGCAUGAAAUUCGGAUGUGAUCCGAUCUACGAGGCCCCGACUUUGCUGCGUCUGGCUAUGAUUCUUAAUCUUGACGUCGUUGGAGUCAGCUUCCAUGUCGGCUCUGGAUGUCAGGAUCCUCCGGUCUUCCGCAGAGCCAUUGGACACGCCAGGACUCUCUUCGAGAUGGCUAAGGAGAUUGGGUACAAGCCUUAUCUCCUCGAUCUUGGGGGAGGCUAUCCUGGGGACAAGGGCACGUGCAUUGGGAAAAUUGCUGAUGUCGUGAAUUCUGCACUCAGCGAGUACUUCCCCAACGACGAUGUUCACAUUAUCGCUGAGCCUGGAAGAUUCUACGUGGCCUCUGCAUUUACCCUAGCUACGAGCAUUCACAGCAAACGCUCGGUUCGCACUGACAAAAUGUCCCCCAAUUCGGUUACUCAUAAUAUGUAUUAUAUCAAUGAUGGUGUCUAUGGAUCCUUCAACUGCCUUCUGUACGAUCACCAGCAUGUCACUCCCAUUCCACUCAAGAGUGGCUGUGGUAAAAUGAUUCCAUCAAGCAUUUGGGGACCCACGUGCGACGGCUUGGAUCAGGUCGUUGAAAAUAUGCUGAUGCACGAAAUGGAACUUGGCGAUUGGAUAAUCUUCGAAAACAUGGGUGCUUACACUCUGCCAGUAGCAUCACCGUUCAAUGGCUUCCCCAUUCCCAAGGUUCACGUAGUUGCUGAAGAAAAUGUGUGGCUAUUGUUGAAAGACGCUCUCCCACUGACCGAGGAUCACUUCGUAAUUGGCACAACUCCAGCAAAUCUGCGUCUUGGUCUCGACAUUGGAGGGUCCAAAGUCGAUCAGUGGGCCCCUGCACCCUUGGAUCUCGCUUCCUCCGGCAUCAUCAAUGAACAACCACCUUCCUCUCCCUUUAUCUACGAGUACGUCGAAGUCGGACCGCUUAACUGAGUAAUGCUGAAAUUAAUUUUCACCAUUCCAAACGGCUGCGUAUGAUAUCGAUGCAAAAAUAAUCUGCGUGGAAUUUUUUUUUAAUAUCCGAACAUUUCUUUCCUUCACUCUUAUCGAAGCCAACGAAUUCACGAAACGUCCAUACAUUUCUUGCGAUUAAUAUCGUAGAUUAUCCUGACACCGACAAUUAAUUGUAUAAUUUUAGUAAUCAGUUGAAUUUAUCAAUGGGCUUCGACAUUUCAUCUCGUGAAUUAAAAUUCAUUGACGGUUCAGAUCGAACAGAUUUCAGAUUAAUUUAUCACUACGACUUUUAAUUUUUCGUUUAGUUUAUUAGUGUUCUUUGUUUAUUUUGUUCAUCUUCAUUAGUUGAAUUAAUAACCGAGGCAUUCCAAUCGUGGCUUCGAAAGAAAGAAUAAUUCUCCAAACAGCUUUAGAUGUUUUACAAACAGAAUUUGAGUGGAAGAAAAUUAAAAAAAAAUCUGAAUACUCUUUCAAUGUAUUGGAUUUACCCAGAUGUCUAUGAAUGUAGCAAUUAGAUCGUGCUCAUUUCCACCAGAUAACACGUAGAUACUCUGAAUAAUUUCAAUUCUUUCGAUCGCUAACGUUACGACACGUACGAAAAAGUUUCUUAUAAAAACUUGAGAAAUUCGCUAGAAAUUUCUAUUGGAUUUCGUGUGAAUUUUCUGCUAGUUUUUGGUUGAUUCUAUUGAAAAGUUUCGAAGUUUAUCUGCGCCCUGUUUUCACUAGAUGAAAUUUAGUUUUAUGCAAGUCAUUCUAUUGAGAUGUUUUCUAUAGAAAUUCCUCGUCUCAAAUUUUCCAGCUUUUUUCUUUACAUUUUUUUAAUGGAAAUGUCGAGGAAAAAUUGUAUAACGAGAUAAAAUUCUACUAAUUCUUUCGAUAAACAAUUUCUGUAGGACAUUUUCUAUUAGAAAAAAGCGCGGUACAGCAGUGGAAUUGUUUAAUAGAAUCGUUUGAGAACUAAUAGAACUUUCAAUAGAAGUCAAAUAAAAUUUUCUGUCAAAUUCGCUAGGUUUUUCCGCGAAAUUUUUUCAUGUGUGGAGUUUCUCUUGGAUUCAACCGACGCACAAUGAACAAUGGCAGAAUGACUUUUUAAUUUUGAACAUUGAAACUCAAGAUCUUCCUAGUUUUAUCGACAUUAGAAUAUAAAUUUUUCAAUUAAAUAACAAUCGAUAGGUUGAUUCAGUAGAUUUUAAAGAUUAUAAAUGUUUAUAAAAUUAUAAUUCGUAGAUGUCAAGACGAUCCAGAGAAACAUUAUUUGUGCCGUACAAUCUUUCGUAUCUUUGUAUGAUGAUAAACGAGAGGAAUAAUUAGGAUUGAACUGUGGACGCAGUGUAAGCAUAAAACCCGAAAAAAAAGAUGAAUUUUCAAAAAAAUGUCGAAAAAAUGGUAGAAUUGUAGAAAGAAUUUCCAUAGAUGGAAAGAUGAUAAGGAACAAAAGGAAAAACUCUGCAGGAGUGCUAGGAAACUCUGAGGCAUUGAGGCAGCUGUCACAAGAAAUAAAAACGAUAAUUAGUUUUCUCAGUAAUUAAUUACCCUAAUUGUAUUAUAUGUGAAACUGACUUACAUAAUUAUUGUCCAUUAAUUAUUCAAUUAGCUCGAUUUACGUGUGUAACAAUGUACACUAGAGCAAUAAAAUUUAAAUUGAGAUGUAAA